Messenger RNA from Strongylus vulgaris, 557 nucleotides. The record is from the annotation of a GenBank genome assembly. Lineage: Eukaryota; Metazoa; Nematoda; Chromadorea; Rhabditida; Strongylidae.
AUGCCCAUUCAGUGUAAUGAGGCGCUCAGCAAUAGUUGUCCUACUGGCUACACCUGCACCUUCAAUGCCCUAAUCAACGGCCAUGUGUGUUGUGGAGCUUCUGACUAUGGAGUGUGUCCUGAUGGUGAGAAGGCAUUCAUUAGUACAGCUGACAUGUCCCCCAGAGAAUGUGUGGUGAACGUAGAUGCAUCUUGCCCAGCAAAUUAUCUAUGCCGUUUCAAUAUGCAGAGGAAUAAGUAUUUUUGCUGCGCAAGCGUUUCUGGAAGGACCUGUCCGUUGGGGAAAUUUCUGCAUAGAGAUUCACAAUCGUCACUACCCACCCGCUGUACUAUGGGUAGAGCUGAGCAGUGUCCGGACGGCUAUUCUUGUCAGAGCUACCUUCCCAAUUCCGCACAGGGCUUUUGUUGUACAAAUAGUUCUGUUUGCCCGGAUGAUGCAGAGUUUGUAAUUGACGAGCAGUCUCAGCUUCCAAGAGCGUGUACAAUGGGAUCAUUCGUAGGUUGCCCUAACGGUUUUACAUGCAGGUUUGGUUGUCAUUGUCAUUAUUAUGAAUAGCG